AUGAAUGCACAAGAGCUGGAUGAAAAAGUUCCCAACCCAGCCGCUGUGAACGCGGCGCGGCCAGAAGCGCGCCGGCCGCUGAGGAACCUGCUGCUCGCGUGCGAACGUGAACAAAAUGCCCUGUGCCGCUUCAAAAUUCACCUUUUUUUUUUCUUCACAGCCGAUGAAGAAUUUAACGACCUUUGCUUUGAGUUCGGGUUGGAGCUUGACGAAGUUACAUCCGAAAAAGACAUUAUAAGUAAGGAGAAAGGUGAAGGAAAGGCAGCAGGUGCAUCUGAGACUGUUCUCUAUAAAAUCGAUGUUCCUGCCAACCGCUAUGAUCUUCUUUGCCUCGAAGGGCUGGUCCGAGGACUGCAGGUCUUUAAAGAAAGGAUAAAUCUCCCUAGGUAUGAAAAGAUAAUACCAGCUAAAGGUGAAGGUCAGAAGCUGAUUAUCACUGAAGAGACUGUCAAAAUCCGUCCUUAUGCUGUAGCUGCAGUCCUUCGUAACAUAACUUUUACCAAAGAACGUUACGACAGUUUCAUUGACCUCCAAGAAAAGUUACACCAAAAUAUUUGCAGGAGGAGAGCAUUAGUAGCAAUAGGUACCCAUGACUUGGACACCAUUUCUGGUCCAUUCACUUUUACAGCUAAAGUACCUUCUGAAAUUAAGUUCAAGCCCUUGAACCAAUCACAGGAGUACACAGCUUCACAAAUUAUGGAUCUGUAUAGGACUGACAGCCAUCUCCGACACUAUUUACACUUGAUUGAAAACAAGCCACGUUAUCCUGUCAUUUUUGAUAGCAGUGGUGUUGUUCUGUCCAUGCCACCAAUCAUCAAUGGAGAUCAUUCAAAAAUAAGCCUAAAAACCAGAAAUGUAUUUAUUGAAUGUACAGGCACAGACAUGACAAAGGCAAAAAUUGUUCUUGAUAUCAUAGUUGCGAUGUUUAGUGAAUACUGUGAGAAGCAAUUCACUGUUGAAGCAGUAGAAGUAAUUUAUCCUAACGGGAAGACUCACAUCUAUCCGGAAUUGGCUUACAGAAAGGAAAAGGUGAAGCCUGAACUCAUUAACAAGAAAUUAGGAAUCAGUGAAACUCCAUCAAGCCUUGCAAAGCUGCUGACUAGGAUGUGUUUGAGCUCACACAUCACAGGGAAUGGGAACAAUAUAGAGAUUGAAAUCCCUCCUACCAGAGCGGACGUUAUCCAUGCAUGCGAUAUCGUAGAAGAUGCAGCAAUAGCUUAUGGUUAUAACAACAUUCAGAUGGUUAUUCCGAAAACGUACACCAUAGCUAAUCAACUUCCACUCAAUAAGCUCACAGAACUUCUGAGACUGGACUUGGCAGCUGCUGGAUUCACUGAAGCACUCACUUUUGCCCUGUGUUCUACGGAAGACAUUGCAGACAAACUUGGCAUGGAUAUCUCUGCUACAAAUGCAGUGCACAUAGCAAACCCCAAAACUGCAGAAUUUCAGGUGGCACGUACAACCCUCCUUCCUGGUCUGCUGAAAACUAUAGCUGCUAACCGGAAGAUGCCCUUGCCUCUGAAACUCUUUGAGAUUUCUGACGUUGUAGUAAAAGAUCUCACUAAAGAUGUAGGUGCAAGAAACUACAGGCAUUUGUGUGCCAUUUAUUACAACAAGAGCCCUGGGUUUGAGAUUAUCCAUGGUUUGCUGGAUAGAGUCAUGCAGCUUCUGGAAGUACCACCAAAUGAAGAGAAUGGAUAUACAAUUAAGGCAACUGAAGGCUCCGCUUUCUUCCCUGGGCGCUGCGCUGAGAUCUUUGCCAGAGGUCAGAGCGUGGGGAAGCUGGGAGUGCUGCACCCCGACGUCAUCACCAAGUUCGAGCUCACCAUGCCCUGCUCUGCCCUGGAGAUCAACAUUGAGCCCUUCGUGUGACGACAGGGCCUCACCCACAGACGCCCACUCCCAUGCUUUCACCCUCUGCUCCUCUUUCUCUGUAGGCAACAUCCGCUUCUGCUUUUAUGGUUCAAUAAACAACAAAAACAGA
Molecule: messenger RNA, 1984 nt
Organism: Meleagris gallopavo (turkey)
Lineage: Eukaryota; Metazoa; Chordata; Aves; Galliformes; Phasianidae
Source: RefSeq, a predicted model, not a curated record